This is a messenger RNA of Arxiozyma heterogenica, 1782 nucleotides long. It is a transcript of the gene MRH4, whose product is annotated as ATP-dependent RNA helicase. The record is from RefSeq and is a predicted model, not a curated record. Gene Ontology annotation, molecular function: ATP binding; nucleic acid binding. Gene Ontology annotation, cellular component: mitochondrion. NCBI's taxonomy places the organism in Eukaryota, Fungi, Ascomycota, Saccharomycetes, Saccharomycetales, Saccharomycetaceae. The coding region runs from base 1 to 1782 and encodes 593 amino acids. The transcript has a single exon. Gene Ontology annotation, biological process: mitochondrial large ribosomal subunit assembly.
AUGCUUAUUAGUCUUCCAAAAAGUUGUCGUUCAUCACUGCUCUUUCCCUCGUUAUUGCUUAAUCAAGAAAGAUGUUACAGUUCAAAGGGAACAUUACCCAAAAGAUUUAAACUGUCCAAAUCCUCUCUUUUAGGUGCAUCUAAACAGAAUAAAAAUGAUAACAGAUUAAAUUCAAAACAUAAAAAUCGUACCGAUAAUAACAUUAAGAAUAAGCUCCAAAUACCCCAUAGCAACACCACUUUUAAGUAUGGUGAAUUUGGUGGUUUAAAAAAAAAUGCUAAUGGAUUUAACAAUGAACAGAAGAUAGGUAUGAUAAAACUAAUCGAAAAGAUCAAUGAUUUUGAUAGUCUGAAAUUGCUACCAUUUACAAGAACUGUUUUCCAAAACGUUAUAUCCAGAGAAUCAAUCGCUUUAAAGAAUAAAAAAAAGUUGGAUAUCACUAGGAUUCGACCCACUCCUAUCCAAACAGUAACCAUAAAGUAUUUGUCUAAACGGUUGAUGGAUCCUAAUUUGCAAGUACAUGCUAUUGCAGCAGACACAGGAUCUGGAAAGACUAUGGCAUAUUUAAUCCCAAUGAUCGAUUACUUUUUACGAAUAAAAGGCCUUGAUUUAACAAGUAAACCAACAGAGGAAUGGUCAAAAAAAAAUGGUAUUCAAUCAAUCAUAUUAGUUCCAACAUACGAAUUAAUUCAACAAGUGUAUGAAACAUUAAUAGAAGUGGCUAAAGAGACACAAUUUAACGUAUUUAAAUGGGAUCAGAAGACUCAGUAUGGUGAUUUACUAAAUAAUAUUAAACAUAAUAUCGAUAUUUUAGUCACUACACCAAACAAGUUGAUGUCAAUCUAUAAUAUAAAAAUGAUUACACGACCUGAUCGUAUCCUUAAUAAUGUCAAAUUUUGUGUAGUAGACGAAGCAGACACCUUGAUGGAUCAAUCAUGGUUAGAUAUGACUGUACGCUGUAUAAGACAUUUUAGAGAUAUGAAUCAUCUUAUAUUAUGUUCUGCUACCGUACCUAAUGAAUUUAACAAAAAUUUGACUAAAUUCUUUCCUAAUGUCGAAGUCAUCACAACACCUCGGCUACAUAAAUUAUCAUCAAGAUUAGAGUUUAAGAUUAUUGAUUCAACAUUAAACCCCUUUAAAGGAUCUAAAAUCAAAACUUUAGGUCAAAUAUUAUAUUCAAUAAGACAAGAUAAUACAGAUCCUGGAUAUCAAAAAAGAUGUAUAAUAUUUGUUAAUGAAAAAGAUGAAGUAAGAAAUGUCACUAAAAGAUUAAUCAAUGAUUAUAAACUUGAUUGUAUUGGAUUGAGUAGCGAAGACACGAUCGAAAAAAGGUUGACUUCCGUAAAAGAAUUCUUGUCAGAUCCAAAACCAUUGUCAACAAAUGACAAUAAUGAGAGGAAUACUAGUCACAAGCAUAAAGAUUUUAUGACAAGAUAUAAUCUUGAAAAGAUACCAGGAUCUAACAUUGCAAUUCACAAUGGUGAUAAUGCCGAUGGCGCCUGUAUAUAUCAAACAGAUCGAACAUCACAUCUGAAUAACAUAAAUAAUCCAAUAAAAAUUUUGGUAUGUACUGAUCUUUUGGCUAGAGGACUUAACUUUCAGGGUGUACGUAACGUUAUUUUAUACGAUGUACCAAAGACAUCUAUCGAUCUAGUUCAUAGAGUAGGCAGAACUGCAAGAAUGAGUCAAAGUGGUAGAGUGUUUAUGAUAACUGAUAAAAAAACCAAAUCAUGGGCCAAGGGCUUACCAAAAGUUAUUAGAAAUAAUGUAACUUUAAUAUAA